AUGGAGCUUUACGAGACCCGGUCUCUCUUAGGACGCACCGAGAGUGUUCUCUAUGUGUGCUUUCAGUUCUGUCAUGGCCAUAACACACGUUGGUUCACUCUCUGCCGCAAACCUGAUCAAACCCUAAGCAAGAAGAGGAAGAAGAACAAGUCAAGUGGGUAUGUUUUGGCUGCAGUCCCAGUUCCAAACUCUCCUCUUGCCCACUCGACGACCUUCGUGGUCGUUGGUUCUAAUAUCUACAACAUUGGUGGAUCCAUCUGGAAUGAGCCCUUGUCUAAAGUAUCGAUCUUGGACUGCCGGUCUCAUAGGUGGCUCGAGGGUCCAAGUAUGCGGGUGGAACGGUAUUGGUCAGCAGCUAAUGUUCUUGAUGACAAGAUAUAUGUAGCAGGAGGCUGUGAUGACAACGGUCCCUCCAAGUGGAUGGAGGUUUUCGAUCCAAAAACCCAAACUUGGGAGACUAUGUUGAACCCUCUCAGGGAGAGAUGUGAUAAUCUUGUAUCAAAGAGUGCGGUGAUUGACGAUGAGAUAUGUAUGUAUGGCUAUCGGUGUGUGGCUUACAAGCCAAAGGAAGAUAGAUGGAAAGCUUUAGAUAUUGGUAAUUUGGAUAGAGGAUGGGCAGAGAGUCCAUAUUACGUGAUAGAUAACAUACUAUAUUGUUAUUCUGCUAUCUAUGGAAUGAGAUGGUACGACUAUAAAGUGAGAAAUUGGCAACUUUUGACCUUGAAGGGUUUCAAAGGGGGUUUUAGAGGACUGUCUAGGUUUACUGGUUAUGUUCAUUUGGGGAGCUAUGGUGGAAAGAUGGCAGUUUUUUGGUACAGUUAUAUGCUUUCCAGUGAAGAAAAGAAUAUUUGGUGUGCUGUGAUUGCACUUGAAAGACGAAACAAUGGACAGGUUUUGGGAAAGGUUGAGACAGCCGUUGAGUGGUAUGAUGUUGUGCUUACAGUCCCAAUCUCUUAUAUGAAGUCGUGUCAGCUCUUUCUGCUACUGUUUGAUGCAAGACGUAAUUGA
Messenger RNA from Capsella rubella, 1008 nucleotides. Its product is annotated as F-box/kelch-repeat protein At4g39560. The record is from RefSeq and is a predicted model, not a curated record. Lineage: Eukaryota; Viridiplantae; Streptophyta; Magnoliopsida; Brassicales; Brassicaceae. Gene Ontology annotation, molecular function: protein binding. The transcript has a single exon. The coding region runs from base 1 to 1008 and encodes 335 amino acids.